Messenger RNA from Rotaria socialis, 441 nucleotides. The record is from the annotation of a GenBank genome assembly. NCBI's taxonomy places the organism in Eukaryota, Metazoa, Rotifera, Eurotatoria, Philodinida, Philodinidae.
AUGGCUAAUUUAACACGUAAUCAAGAGCAGCAACUACGUGAUGCCUUCGAUUUAUUUGAUAGAAAUCGAUCUGGUGAUAUCUCAAAGAAAGAAUUGAAGAAAGUCUUGAAAACUCUAGGAAUUAAAGCCAAUGAAAAAGAAUUGCAGGCUCUAAUCAAUCAAAUGGAUGCAGAUGGAAGUGGUAAAAUCGAUUUCAAUGAAUUUAAAGCAGUCAUGGGGAAUAAGUAUUUCAGUCGACAUAGCACGGCAAAUCUAGAAGCUGCUUUUAGCAGUUUUGAUUCAGAUGGAAAUGGCUUCCUCACAAUAGAUGAACUGCAGAAUGUUAUGUCCAGGAUGGGUCGACAUAUGACUCUAAGCGAAAUUAAAGCCAUGGUCCAGUCCUUAGAUACAAAUAAAGAUGGCAAAAUUUCGUUUAAUGAAUUUGCUAAAUUAUUUGAUUGA